AACACUGCUGUCACUGCACUUCAAACAGGUCAACUGACGUCGUUAAGACCGUCAAAACCGCUAUAAGAUGCUCCCAGACGAAGCCCCCUACGUCAAAACGUCGAGAAGUGUUUUUGUCCAUUUUUAAUAGGCAGUUUAUAUACCACAUUUUAAAGCGAAGCUGUUCGAAGACGCUGUUCCCUGUUCCCUGGCUUGAAACUAAAAGAUUACCUUAAAAAAACUGCAAAGUAACCAAAUAUAAAUGAGCUUGGAUAUAUUUUCAAGGUUCUACGUAGCUUUUAGCUGCAAAAUGUAUUGGAAAAGACGUAAAUUCGUUGGUUGAUUUAAGCCAUGUUUAAGCAUAGAUAUGAUUUUUUAAAUAAGAUUUUAAGGUGGAGACCACUAGGCGGGCUAAGCAUGAUGGUAGGAGGAUGCAAAUUGCAAAGCAGUGAACUCUAAUACAUCAAGUUACAUCACGUAUGCAUUAGAGUUCACUGUUGCAAAGUUGCUUUCGAACGAAAUGGCUGCUGUAAAUGUGCGGUGAAUUUCUUGCGAGAGAAGAAUCGGCGGGUUUUUAACAUCAUUUCGUGUCCAUCGACGUUUGUUUUCUUCGGAAAAUUUCGAGAAGGUUCGUCACUACAAAACGACGAAAUUUCAUGACGAUCUUGGCGUUAAUGGCGAUAAAAAUCCGUCGAGAAGAUGCCAAGAUGUGAACAAUCUUCGCUCAAAUUUGCUUGCGAAAAAUUGACUAACGUGUACUGAAACAGCCUUUUAGCCGGUAUUCGUGAAAAUAUCUGCAGCUAACAUUAAGAUGUCAAUUGUGUUUCGCUUCAAUGGCCCUCUUCAGUUCUCUGUUGUUGCUUGGUGGUAUUUUUACCCUUUUGUUGUCCCUUUACAUCUAUUUGAAAUACCGGAAAGAGACAAGAAUGUCAGCUCCGUUAUGGAAAAGCGAGGAAAGGCGAAAUUUUUUUUAUAUGUAUAAUCUAAUCUUCGAUGUUGCAAGAAAUCAAUUGAGAAAAGUAUUCAUCCGGGAAUGGAACACUCGUUACCGGGAUCAACCAGGAGCGUGGGACGACACUCCUGUAAGUGGUCGUAUGUUCUAUUCUAUGGAAUAUUCAGGAAAUGCACCCGGUAUCGCAUAUAGACGUGGAGAUACAAAGCAAUGGGAUUGUACCGCACUAAUGGACGCAAUUGUCGAGACCAAUGCGAUUGGUGCAGGUCUUAAUCCAAAAAUUAGGAAGGCAGUCCUUGAUCUGAGACAAAUGCGAAAUUUUUUAGCUCAUCAUCCUGGAUUAAAUAUCACAACUAAAGUCUUCAACGGUUUGAAAAAAAAAGCUUUAGCUGCAUUGACUAUAUUAGGAAUGUCAAACCGUGAAUCCGUUCGCAUAAAUAACCACUAUUUCGGUUUCGUUUAUGAUUCGUUCAACGUUCUACCGCCUAAACCAACUCAUAAAGUCAUUUACCGUUCUGACGAGAUACAAGAAAUCACAGAAUAUCUUGAAAAGUUGCGCAGCGAUAAUUUCAAUAGACUUACCUAUUUUUAUUUGUCUGGAAGUUCUGGAAAGUCUCAAAUCGUCAGACAAGUGUUUGAGAAUAUUUUCAUACGUGCUGAUUGGGAAGCGAAAGCAAUGUUUGUAAUGACAUUGGACGGAAGAGAUUUAGAUUCUCUACUGUAUUCGUAUAAAAAGUUCUGUCAUCACCUGGGUAGCAAAGAAAAGGCUUUGGAACUUGUAUUUGGCUCAUCUAAGACAACAGAAGAGAAAAUCAAAGUUUUAAGAUCGAAAGUAUAUCGCAGAAUUCGUAAUUGGAUUAAAUGGUGGAUUAUCGUGGUCAAUGUAGAAAGUUUAGAGCUCAUUUCCUCACUUCUUCCCCAGACGGACGACGAAGUUUGGAAUAACGGUCAAAUUUUGGUAACAACACAAGUUACAAAUGAAGUCCCACCGGACAGCAUCUCCACUAAGCAUCUUUCACUUAGUCCCAGUAUGAAUGACAAAGAGUGUUGCCAGCUUCUUGCCCAGUUAUCAAAAACAGAUGCGAAUGAUCCAUUGCUAGGCGAGGUGGCAGAAAAAUUAGAUCGUCAGCCACUGGCAAUGGUAGCGGCAGCAGAAUACAUGAAACAGAGUAGUCCAAAACUUUCGUGGCGAGAUUAUUUACGCAUUUUCGAAAAUGAUACAAGCGAAUUAAUCAAAAUGGAGAUAAAUUCAGCAACAUCAUUCACCAUGCUCACAUCUGUGCUUUUAGCUGUUGAAAAAUAUGAAGAAAAUAACAAGAUCUCUAAAAAAUGUUGCGAAAUUUUUCGAAACGCAUUCAAAUUGUUCUCUUUGAUAUCGUUUGAACCACUACCACUCAAUCUUGUUGUGAAAUACAUUCGGCAGCAUAAAAAAGAGCUGGAUACCAAGGAUAUCAUUCGUACGAUAAAACACUGCCCAUUGUUUCUUCAUGUUGUUAAUAAAGAGGAGGAUAUCCGUCUACAUCGAGUUGCCAUUGAGGCAAUUAAAGUGUCAAAGAGGAAAGCUAACCCUGACGCAGAAGAUAAGAAGACAUACCAAACACUCAAAGGCUUUUGCGAGGAAAAUGAAAAAGAAAUAUUCGAAAAGUUUAAAAAACAUCCGGAUAAAGAAGCUUUAAACCACGUUAUUGUCUACCGUGAUGAGAAGAAGUGCUUGAGGUAUGAUUUAAUUCACGAUAAGCAGCAAGCGGUUGUCAUGCUGCAAAAGAAACAGAUAUUAUUUUGCGGCAUAUUCGAUUUGCGGAACAAAAGAAAUGCUGCCCAGAAGGCGCGUUUGACGACUGCGACACUGCCAGGUGUCGAUAUUGAGCUAAUAGAUCCGCUUACGAAUGAAGUUAUAUUUAAAGGGGAAGCUAAACUCGACACCGGCUCGGAUAUUAUUAGCGUUCCACUCGAUCCGAAAAUUGCAAAAUUAUUCGUCAACUCAUUUAGCGAUAUAAACGGUGAGCUGGAACGAAUUGUUUACCUUAAAAUACGAGUGGACGGUACUUUAUAUGACGGUGUUCAUGAAAUCGAAGUAGAGAAAGAUUCGAAUUGGUGUGCCUUUGGACGUCUUCAUAUGUCGGGUUUAGACCCCCGCAGAAAGAAGCAGUUUAUAAAAAAGAUGAUGUCAAUGUAAUGUAAAGUAGUGCAAAAUUUAGCAACUUUAUUGUGACAGUUAUAUACUUACAUGCAUUAACUUGAUAUACAUGCAUGCAAAAUCUAAAACGUCCUUUAAUUACCACGAGUAUUUCCGGAUUUUUUUACAGCCAGUUUUUUGCAUGGAGCCUGUCGACAUAACAUAAUGUACGUGUAAGGAAAAAGUUCUAAAGCCGGCAAACUUAAUUUCUGCAAUGGGGUGAAACGAAAUAUGUGUGAUGCGCUCCAUGGCCAGAAAUUUUAGGCAUUGAGCCCUUGCUUGCACUAGCUAUUGGGAGGGCAGCGAUAGUUUGCAUAAAUUCUAACAAUGGUCUAGCUCCAAGCUUUUUUUAUACCAAACAUGGCGAUAACUUACGAUAGUAUAUGUUUUUGAAAAUUGGAUUUCGUUUGGUGAAAAUGUGAUUGAAGAUAAACGUUUUCUUCAAUUGUUACAAGCGCGGGUUAAAAAUCUCCUUGUUUUUCAACACAAAAUGUAAUCGGUUUGACAAAAGCAUGAGUUGACGAAAAAAAUAGGUAAAUACAAGGAACGAGCCCUAGGAAAGAUACUGUGAACACAGCGGAUGCUUUUAAUACACUAUUGGGAUUGUAUUUUGCAAAAUUAAUGUAUGAAUAACUCUUGUAUUUUAAAAGCUGGCUGUCGCAGCUAUCUCUGUUUAAACAAUAACAUCGUGCACUGGGCUUACGGUCUUAAAUUCCUGGCUAUGAAGGACGAUGAGUAGUUAGGGAAUGCUUUCAAAUCAAGGUUUAAACAAUUUAAAGUAAAACAUUAAAACGUUGUAUUUACUGCCACAGAAUUUUAGCGAAUUUUAAGACGACUGGCGAUUAAUAUACCUUUCCUUGGAGGAAAUAUUGUAAGGUGACUCCCUGGGGCUUCCAUGUACCGAGGUUAACACUUAUGCGAAAAUUUAAGUCCCAAUGACGAAAAUUAUAGUGUUCCAGUUUUUAAAACUGACCGUUUUAAAAAUUCUUUUUUAGUAGCUUGUAGUCUUAAUUACCAUCAGGAGCCCUAAAUGAUUUUUUGUCUUAGAAUGUGUACACAUUUAGUGCUUACUUUUAGUGUAAAAACUUAGUCUAUAUAUACUAUAUAAAUGUAACGCAUGCUAUAUACACUGGCGUUCAAAAAGAACUGCUCAAAACAAGUUAA
Messenger RNA from Dendronephthya gigantea, 4271 nucleotides. RefSeq lists its product as uncharacterized. Lineage: Eukaryota; Metazoa; Cnidaria; Anthozoa; Malacalcyonacea; Nephtheidae. The transcript has 5 exons. Bases 813 to 3107 code for a protein of 764 amino acids. The record is from RefSeq and is a predicted model, not a curated record.